Molecule: messenger RNA, 2145 nt
Organism: Ahaetulla prasina
Lineage: Eukaryota; Metazoa; Chordata; Lepidosauria; Squamata; Colubridae
Gene: PIGB
Product: phosphatidylinositol glycan anchor biosynthesis class B
Exons: 11
Coding region: 225-1799 (524 amino acids)
Biological process (GO): GPI anchor biosynthetic process
Cellular component (GO): endoplasmic reticulum membrane
Molecular function (GO): alpha-1,2-mannosyltransferase activity
Source: RefSeq, a predicted model, not a curated record
CGGCGGUUCGCAGUCGGAGAGGGCCCGCAGGCGGGCGGCCUCCCUCCGGAUCGGCUCGGCGCCGUAGAUGCCGCCGCCCACGCCCAGCACAAAGACCGCCACCAGGCGCACCAGCGGCUCCAACCCGCGCAUGGCUCCUGCUGCUGCCGCUGCCGCCCUCCAGCUGCGGCGCACGCGCGGGGAACUGGCGCAGGCUGGACUUCCGCGCCUGCGCCCUCCCUUCGAUGGCGGUCGCUAUGGAGGCGGCGGCGGUGGUGGGGGCGCCUGCCGGGAGGCCUCGCAGGCGGAAGCCAGUGCGGCGGGCGGAGGGGCGGGAGCGGCGGGCGGAGGGGCGGGAGCACUGGCCUGCCCGGGGGCUCCUGGCGCUAAGCCUGGCGCUGCGGCUGGCCUGCUGUCUCUCGGUGCGGACCAGCUUCGUCCCGGACGAGUAUUGGCAGUCGCUAGAGGUGGCGCACCGGGCGGCCUUCGGAUACGGGAGCCUGACCUGGGAGUGGGCCGAGGGCCUGCGCAGCCCCCUCUACCCGCUGCUCUUCGCCGGCCUCUUCAAGGCGCUGCAACUGCUGGCCAAGGACGAGGCGCCGCUGCUGAUUUGGCUCCCUAGGGUUUUCCAGGCAAUUCUGGCAGCAUUUGCAGAUGUGAAGUUAUAUUCUUUGGCAAAGCAACUGGAUAACUUUGAGACGGCCAAAUGGGUGUACUUUUGCCAGUUGUGUUCUUGGUUCACAUGGUACUGCUGUACCAGGACCCUCACCAACACCAUGGAAGCAGUUCUCACCAUCUUUGCACUUUGCUACUAUCCCAUGGAAGGCACCAAAAUGGAGAGCAGCCACUGCUACCUAGCCCUGGUUGCGCUGGCGUGCAUCAUCCGCCCGACAGCUGCCAUUCCAUGGGCUCCGCUGCUACUUUGGCACUUUGCAAAAGAGUCCAACAAGAGGCGCUUCCUCUGGGGUGCUUGCCUUCCAGUGGGACUAAUUGCUUUGGGAGGUUCGUUAGUAGUUGACAGGAUCUUUUUUGGCAAGUGGGUUGUGGUUCCCCUCAACUUUCUGAAAUUCAAUGUUCUGCAUGAUCUGGCCACCUUCUAUGGAUCCCACUCCUGGCACUGGUAUUUCACCCAGGGCUUGCCGGCGAUCCUUGGUCCCCACCUGCCUUUCUUCCUCCAUGGCUGUUUCAGUGCCCCGAGGAAGCAUCGUAUGUUCUUGGUUGUUGUGCUUUGGACCGUGACAGCCUACAGUGUUCUUCGUCACAAAGAAUUCCGAUUUAUCUACUCCAUCCUGCCCAUCUGUAUGGUCUUCUGUGGGCAUUCUCUGGCUCAACUGAAGAGGUGGAGAAGGGCUGCCGUCUCCUUCUUGCUGAGCUCCAACCUGCUCCUUGCCCUCUACACUGGUUUGGUCCAUCAGCGUGGCACUCUUGAUGUGAUGGUCUACCUCCGGGAGCUCUGCAACCCUUUGACCCAAGGACAGACAUCCAUUCUCCUGCUAAUGCCCUGUCAUUCAACUCCUUUAUACAGCCAUAUUCACUGCCCACUACAAAUGAGAUUUCUUCAGUGCCCUCCAGAUUUGAUGGGAAGAAGCAACUAUCUGGAUGAAGCUGACUUAUUUUAUUCUCACCCUCUCCCGUGGCUCAGCAAAGAGUUUCCUAAUGCUAUGCAACUACCCUCUCAUUUGGUCUUCUUCAAUAUACUUGAGCAGGAAAUAUCAUCGUUUCUGAUUUCAAACAGAUAUGUUAAAGCUGCCACAUUCUUUCACACCCAUCUGCCUCAAGGACGAAUUGGAAGCCACAUUUAUGUGUUCAAAAAAUUUUGAAGAUUGAUGAAAGUAAUUUAAGGGAUGGGGGGAGAGAGCUGAUGCAAGAGAAACAACAAAGCGGCAACUGAAGUAUCUGAAGUGGGAUAAGUAAGUGUGGCUCUGGAGAGGUGGAAGGUGUCAGCAUGUUUGUUUUUGCAAAGGCGGCCUUAUCCUUCUGCUAAGAUUUCAGAUCUGCUCAGACUAUAUGCAACUUGGCAAACCUCUAUGAAUAGACAGCUUGGAACCACCUUUUUAUUAUUUUUUUACGAUGUACAGAUGUGCAAGAAAAUGUAAAAGCAAGAUGAUCAGAAAGAGGAACAAAUCCCAUCAUAAUCAGAGUAAUUAAACAGCUAUCAAGAUGUGC